Messenger RNA from Penicillium brevicompactum, 486 nucleotides. Its product is annotated as putative nuclear transport factor 2 domain protein. Gene Ontology annotation, cellular component: nuclear pore central transport channel. The record is from RefSeq and is a predicted model, not a curated record. Lineage: Eukaryota; Fungi; Ascomycota; Eurotiomycetes; Eurotiales; Aspergillaceae. Bases 1 to 486 code for a protein of 161 amino acids. Gene Ontology annotation, biological process: protein import into nucleus. The transcript is spliced from 2 exons.
AUGGCGCCAGCAAGCGAUGAUACUUUGACUAAAGUGUCAACCGAAGCUGCCACUGAAUUUGUCCAUACCUUCUACCAGGCUUUGAGGGCAAACCGUGAAUCCGUAGGCUCCUACUACGAUGCCAACCCGCAAACCAUCAUCUUCAACGGAAACCAAGUAACCGACGGCGCGGCAGUACAAGACAUCUUCGUCAACCAAAUGCCCCCUGCGAACUUCGAAAUCCAAUCCUAUGAUUGUCAAAUUAUCAACAAAGCAUACCCCACUACUUUGCCAGGCGGCGGGUUGAAGCCCCAGUCGGAGAUGGGAGUCAAGGACAUGUCGAUCCUCAUCCUUGUCAGUGGAGCUGUGCGCUACGGCGAGAAUCGCGAGCAGCCUCAGCGCGGGUUCAGCGAGACCUUCGUACUGACCCCCAACCCAUCCGCCGAGCGCUCCAGAGGCCGCAAGGACUUCUUGAUCCAAAGCCAGAACUUCCGCCUGGUCGUUUGA